AUGGGAAGACUGGAACUGGUUCCAUGGUUUGCCACAUUUCUUCCCAGUGUUCUUUUGGGGUUGGACUACGGCAUAGUGGUGGGAAUCGCGGUUGAUCUCAUUCUGCUCCUCUUCGAUAUCGCCCGACCAAAAGUCGUCGUGCAGAAGAGACAACUGGAAGACCAUAAUUACAUGGUGAUCAAACCGGAGGGUCCAAUCGUCUUUCCAGCAACAGAGCAGGUUCGGAAUGCCUUGAUCAAGAAGUCCAGAAAGAACUUGGACAUCCCGGUCAUCAUGGACUGUGAGAAGAUAUCCACCAUCGAUUUCACCUCCACAAUGGCGGUGGAGGCGACCUUAUCCGACUUGGCAGAACGAGGUCAGGACCUGGUGUUCGUCCAUUCGGACGAAAAGAUAAAAAAGAUCCUAAAAGCCAAGCUGAAAUCGAAAUUUCGCUGCUUCGAUACCUACAAUGACUGGAUCUCAGCCACAUACACUCCGAAGCUGACCAGCCUACGUAACAGGCCGAUGCGAUUGAACUCGAGAAGGAUAUCAGUCCACGGGGAGAUCGUCGUGGAACCCAUCGACUGCAAGGCCUUCGUUGACUCAGAUAAUCCCUGA
Molecule: messenger RNA, 597 nt
Organism: Darwinula stevensoni
Lineage: Eukaryota; Metazoa; Arthropoda; Ostracoda; Podocopida; Darwinulidae
Source: the annotation of a GenBank genome assembly